CUGAAAAAUUGUUUCUUUCAGGUUUUUAAGGUCUGGGGAAAGGCGCAGCCCAGCAGGGACCCAUCACUCCUGGGAGGAUGGUGCGGAUCUUGGCCAAUGGGGAAAUUGUGCAGGAUGACGACCCCCGCGUGAGGAACACUCUCCCAUCACGCAGCGGCACCCCUCGACAGAGCUUUCUCAACAGGGGCCAUGGUGCGCCCCUGGGGGGUUCCGGCCCUCGCCAGCAGCAGGCGGGGGCUAGGCUGGGCGCUGCCCCGUCCCCCUUCAGUGAUCUCAACCGGCAGCUGGUGAACAUGGGCUUCCCCCAGUGGCAUCUCGGCAACCACGCUGUGGAGCCGGUGACGUCCAUCUUGCUCCUGUUCCUGCUCAUGAUGCUUGGUGUGCGUGGGCUCCUGCUCGUGGGCCUCGUCUACCUGGUGUCCCACCUGAGUCAGCGGUGACCUUGGGAGCAAGCGGGGCAGGCACGUGGGAGAGGGCGUUCUGGGGCCUUGGGGUGAGAACGGGCACACGGGUG
Molecule: messenger RNA, 514 nt
Organism: Ailuropoda melanoleuca (giant panda)
Lineage: Eukaryota; Metazoa; Chordata; Mammalia; Carnivora; Ursidae
Gene: FAM241B
Product: family with sequence similarity 241 member B
Exons: 2
Coding region: 78-440 (120 amino acids)
Cellular component (GO): intracellular membrane-bounded organelle
Source: RefSeq, a predicted model, not a curated record